Molecule: messenger RNA, 2120 nt
Organism: Aphanomyces invadans
Lineage: Eukaryota; Oomycota; Saprolegniomycetes; Saprolegniales; Verrucalvaceae
Product: TKL protein kinase
Exons: 8
Coding region: 30-2111 (693 amino acids)
Biological process (GO): protein phosphorylation
Molecular function (GO): protein kinase activity; ATP binding
Source: RefSeq, a predicted model, not a curated record
GCUAAAGUUACCAGGUCGUAGUGUCCAUCAUGUUGGCUCGGGAAACGAUGGUCGCGGCGGCGGUGCUAGCCGCCAUCUCGAUACAUCCCGCCACGCCCGCCUCCACCGUGUGCCCGUAUGGCAAGCUCCCUUCCGCAUUCAACUCGGUGAUCGUGUCGGAUCCGUCGCUGUGCCCGCCGACCAACUUGACGUGCGUGGUCGAUCGAUCGUGCAAGUACAUUGGCGGGUCCGACACUGUGUCGUGGAAUGCGAUCGGCGACUACUCUGGCCUGCCCCCGAAUCGAACUGCUUGGUCGUUCAACGGGGGCGCGGUAUGUGUCAACGUAAACGCGGCACAGUUUCCAUCCACGAUCACGACGCUAAAACUAUCCAACAUGACGUUUCCACCUGACCUGGUCAAGCCCACGUGGCCGGCCAAGCUGAAAGAACUGUUCAUCGAGACCACCAACAUCUCGACGAUUCCGACAAACUUGCCGUCAACGCUGUCCUUGUUGUUUCUCGGCGGCAACUACCUCGUCGACGCCGCCGAACUCAACUACCUUCCUCGCUCGGUGACCCAACUCUCGCUCGAAAACAACGACUACACGGCCCUGGCAAACCUGGACUGGUCCAACAUGACCCAAGUGUACGUGCGACGUCCGACUGUGGUCUCUAGCGGUGGCAUGACCAGGUACUUGAGCCGCAACCCAAAGCUCAAGGCGCUCUCCAACAUCACGUUCAGUUCCAAGAUCAAGAAUCUGAACCUGGAGAACUUGUCGCUGACUUCGUGGAUAAUGGACCCUUUAACGUUUGUCGCGCUCAACUCGUCGCUCCAGCCCAACAACACUGCGGAAGACUCGACCUUCACGGACGGCUCAAAAGCAUUCACGGGCUACAACUACUACAACCUGGCCAUCACGACCAGCAUGAGCGAAUGCAGCUCGUACCGGGGGACUCUAACCGAGCUCUGGCCGGACAAGCGGUUCCGCAACUUUAAGUACAAGGACUCGGUCUUUACCGUGUGCGUGCUUCCGAGUGCAGCGACCACGGCGGUCCCCACGGCAUCCCGCACCCCAGGCGAUGAGGGCGGAGGGCUUGGCACGAGCGCGAUCGUCGGGCUUGCUGCUGGCGUUGGCAUCGUUGUCGUCGGCGCCGUCAUUUUUGUAUGCGUUCGUCGGCGCCGGGCGGCAAAACCCAAGUCGCCUGUCUUCGAAACGAUGUCGACGCCAGGGACGUUGGCAGGAACGGCGACCUCGAUCGAUGUCAACAUGAAUUGUUUGCAACUGGUUCGGAUUUCCAACAACGAGCUCGUGGUCGGGCCUCAAAUUGGCGCGGGGGCGUUUGCCUCGGUGCACAAAGGGCAGUUCCAAGGCCGCGCGGUGGCCGUCAAGGUCCUGCUCAAGGAUCGCAUCACGACGGCGUACGUGCAGUCGUUUGUGGACGAGAUCGUGUUGAUGAGCCAGUUCGAUUCGCCGCACGUUGUCAACUUGAUUGGGGCGGCGUGGACCCGCGUGGCUGACGUCAAAUGCGUCAUGGAACUCAUGGACGGUGGCGACUUGAAGGACUUUUUGGACCACCACACGCCGGCGCAAUUUCCGUGGGCCGACAAGUAUAUCCACGUGCUGAGCAUCGUGGACGGGCUGAGCUACCUCCACUCGAUGAAUAUCGUCCAUCGCGACCUCAAGUCGCGCAACGUGCUGUUGGAUUCGACCAAAGGCACCAAGCUGACCGACUUUGGCAUUUCCAAGGAAGACAUCCAGGCGACGAUGACGGUCGGCGUCGGGACGUUUCGUUGGAUGGCGCCCGAGAUGCUCCAAGACAAAGGCUACGGCGUAUCGGCCGACAUGUACUCGUUUGGCAUGGUCUUGUCCGAGUUCGACACGCAUCGCACGCCGUACGUAGAUUUGAAAAACCCCAUCACGCGCCAGCCGCUCGCAGACUCGGCCAUUAUCUUGAAAGUUGUGUCCGGCAGCAUCCGCCCGACGUUUACAAGCGACUGCCCUGCCUGGAUUGUCGACCUGGCCUCCAAGUGCCUGCUCCUGGAUCCGUCCCAACGGCCCACCGCCAUGCAAGUGUCCCACACGAUUCGAUCCAAGCUCAAGGAGUUGUCGACGCGCCUCUUUUCAAUCUAGAUGUUUUGC